Molecule: messenger RNA, 1020 nt
Organism: Helianthus annuus (common sunflower)
Lineage: Eukaryota; Viridiplantae; Streptophyta; Magnoliopsida; Asterales; Asteraceae
Exons: 2
Coding region: 1-1020 (339 amino acids)
Source: RefSeq, a predicted model, not a curated record
AUGCCAGUGGCACCGGGUAAUGUGGAACAUUCGUUUGAAGCAAAACCACAUAUUCUGAACAUGCUACCUACCUUUAACGGGAAAGGUACUGAGGAGCCAUAUGCACACAUAGCAGAUUUUGAGGCAGUUUGUGGUAUGAUUGCUGGACACGGUUUCACGCCAGAUCAGGUUAAGUUGGUAUUGUUUCAGUUUUCAUUAAAGGAUGCUGCGAGGGAUUGGUUUACAUCGUUGUCUUAUGCUAGCAUUUAUACAUGGCAAGAGCUGCAGCAACAAUUUUUGGAUGAGUACUAUACCCCGCAAAGAACUAAAACGGGGAGAUUAGCAAUUAGAGAGUUCCAGCAACUACCGGGUGAGCUUCUUUACGAGGCUUGGAAACGGUUCAAUCAAUUGAUCCGUAACUGUCCUCAUCACGGUAUUCAAAGAUGGGAGUUGAUUACUGCAUUCCACGAUGGGAUUUCAAAUGAGGACAGACGGGAUAUUAAGGCUAUUACUGGAGGUACCUUUUUGAAAAAUCAUGUGGAUGUAGAUUGGGAUUACUUAGAUAUUGUUGCAGCAGAUUCAAAGAGGCAAGCACAGUCGGAUAGGAAUAAAAAGUAUCCAAUUGUGGCACCAUCAAGUGCGAGAGCUUCUAAUGCAAGGGUUGCGCAGCUAGAGAGAGAAAAGGAGGCAUUGGAACGCCAGUUAGCGAAAUUUAGAGGUUUGGGUGAACGGGAUGCAUUGCAUGCGGCGCAAACCUUUCCGGCUUGUGAUUCAUGUGGAGAUUUGGGACAUACAUUGGAUGCAUGCCCGGGUCAGUUUGUAGCGGCUGAGGAGGACGUGAACAUGGUACCGAAUCAAGGAAGCCAGCCGUAUCAGAACCGUCAGUCGAAUUAUAAUCAGAAUUACCCUCAAGGAAAUUACAACAAGGGCAACCAAAGAAGUUAUCAGCAACAACAGGAGCAGGGCAAGGCAAAUACUUCAAACGAGGAGGUUUCCAAUCGGGAGAUUAUGGAAAUGUUGAAGCAAAUGAAAAAAGACUAA